This is a messenger RNA of Corticium candelabrum, 2482 nucleotides long. Its product is annotated as mitofusin-1-like. The record is from RefSeq and is a predicted model, not a curated record. NCBI's taxonomy places the organism in Eukaryota, Metazoa, Porifera, Homoscleromorpha, Homosclerophorida, Plakinidae. Gene Ontology annotation, molecular function: GTP binding; GTPase activity. The transcript has 17 exons. Gene Ontology annotation, biological process: mitochondrion localization; mitochondrial fusion. The coding region runs from base 10 to 2298 and encodes 762 amino acids. Gene Ontology annotation, cellular component: mitochondrial outer membrane.
ACCUCCACCAUGUCGGAACACCGCCAGCCCGUUUCUCUCCAGUCUUCUCACUCCUUCGACAACCACAACAACUCCACCGACGCCCGCAAAUACAACCGCUCCCAAUCCGUAUCCAGCAACCUAAAAACCCUCAAAUCCCCAACUUCCAUUCGUCAAUCGGAAGUCUCGCCAUUGCGCCGAUUUGGCCUCGCCAAGAGCGAAGCCACCGACCUAUUCAAACGCCUAAGCGACCACCUAACAUCCGCCCGUGAUCUCUACUCGAAACCAAGUCAGCAGGACGAGUAUGACGAGCUUGAAAGGUGGAGAGAGCGCGCCAUUGCUAUCUGCGACGUGAUUGGUCGAGACGCGAUGAAAGUGGCGUUCUUUGGGCGCACUAGUAACGGCAAGAGCACGGUUAUUAACGCCAUGCUGCAUCAGAGUAUUCUGCCGUCGGGGAUUGGACACACGACCAACUGUUUCUGUGCGGUGAAGGGUUCGAGUUGCCCGGAUGCUCCUUAUUUGGUGACGCCCGAGUCGGAUGAGAAGAGGAAUGUGGAGACUGUACAACAACUGGCACAUGCUUUACACAGAGGCAGCUCUCAAAAAGACUUAGUCAUCAAAGUCUAUUGGCCAAGAGAACGGUGCACAUUACUAAAGGAAGACGUUGAGCUAUUGGACAGUCCUGGCAUUGAUAUCAGUCCUGACUCUGACAUGUGGAUUGACAAAGUUUGUCUAGAUGCCGACGUGUUUGUUCUUAUUUCGAAUGCAGAGUCGACGUUGAUGAAUACAGAAAAGAAAUUUUUUCAUAAAGUCAGUGAGAAAUUAUCGAAACCAAAUAUUUUCAUUUUGAACAACAGAUGGGAUGCAUCAGCUGGUGAAGAUUCACAAGUCAUGGCUGAGGUUCGGGAGCAACAUUUGCAGAGAGGAAAAGACUUCUUAUGUAAAGAGUUGAAAGUGGUUGAUCCGCAGCAAGCAGGCGAUCGCGUGUUCUUCGUUUCAGCGAAAGAGGCUCUAGAGGAGAGAACAAAAGGUCCCGGUUCAGUCAAAGCUGACGGUUUCAAAGGACGUCUUGCUGAAUUCGAAAGCUUCGAGAGAAAGUUUGAAGAGUGUUUGUCAAAGUCGGCAAUUAGCACGAAAUUCAAGCAACACGCCAUGAAAGGCAUUGAAAUCAGCAAGGGAACGCACGAGAAAUUGGAUCAGUUGGAGCGAUCUUCGAAUGCUCAUCGGGUGAGGUGUAAGGCUCUGUUGGAGAAGCGGCGGGACGAGUUGGAGAGACUUGUGACUCAUAGGGUGGGAUUUGCUACUGAAUUGGAUGGGAUAAUACGAAGGACGGGAGAAGGAGUGGAGAGUAUGGUUGACAGUGCUAUGAGAGAGGAAAUAUCAAACCUCAACCGAGUAGUAAACGCAUACACAGCAAUAUCAUUUACAGCAGACAACGUACUCACCUUUGUUGAGGGUCUCUAUUCUCACGUGGAUGACAGUUUGGAUCGUAAUCUAAUGGCUUGUUGUAACACAUCCGUCUCACAAACACUCAGACAGACACAACAGCAACUCCUAGACAGCGUGCAGUCAGCCAUUCCCGAGGACAUGAGACUGUCUCCGUCUAUCAUCUCAAAGGAAGAUAUUUCGUUGAGCUACGAGUUGGAUUGUCGCCAGUUGUGUACAGGAUUUAGCCCCGACUUGCAGUUUCGGUUCUCAUGGGGUUUAGUUCUCAUGCGUCGAUGGCUGGGACAAGAUGUUGUUAAUUAUUAUACUGGAGCUGUGGUGAGGGCAACGGGCUCUUCAACUGGAACAGAAACAUCCCAUUCUUCCCAGGAAAUGCAACAAUCAAACACCAGUCUUCUCACGUGGGCCGUAGCCGCUGUCAGAUCACCUGGACUUUACUCCUCCUGGCCAGUCAUUGCAAUUGUAACUCUGACGUGGCAGUCGAUUGGAUGGAAGGUGGUUGCUAUGGCUGGCACCGCGGUGGCUUGUCUGUAUGGUUACGAGCGGUUGUGUUGGACAAACAAAGCUCGUGAGAAAUCUCUGAAGCAGCAGUUUGUGUCGUUUGCAGCUGACAGGCUGCAGUUGGUUGUAGCAGUGAAGAGCAAGGAUUGUAAGCAGCAAGUACAGAGAGAGUUGCAGCAUUCUGUUGUCCAACUUAACUCAACUAUUGAUCAAGCUAAAGAGAAGUUGGAGACUGAAAUACUUCAACUGGAGAACGACAUUCAGCAGCACCAACAGGCAGAAAAUCAAGCACGUGAAUACAAAAAUACAAUGAACUUUUUCAAGUCAGAGCUGCACAAAUUUAUGAAAGACUUUCAAUUGCAUGAUUCUUGAUAGAACGGAGAUAAAUGAUUUCAUGGGAAAAUUUACAGAAGGGACGUGAUGUGGAACUCCUGUGCCUACCUACUGUAGUAGUUCACUUGCAGCCUACCAUAGAGGGCAGUUUCAUCACGACUGUUUGUAUGUACAGGAUAGUGCUUAUUAGAAUGAUGAGUUGAUAUAAACAGGUGUCUCUGCA